CACCAUAUGCAUCGCAUUCCCACCACCAUCUCUCAUUUACAAAAUUCCCAAAGUAGCCUUAUCUUUUUCGUCCAACCUUCCCAAAAUAGCCCCGUAGAUCCCAAUCCAAAUCACCACCAUCAAUUGGAUGAAGGCAAAUACUGCCAAACAAACCCCACUCACGGGCCAUUAAAAUCUCCACUAUGCAGAAGAGAAAGCCUAUAAAACCCAUCUCCUCCCUUCUUCCGAAAUUACCCUUCCAAAAUCGCCUCUUUCUCCUCUCCAUGGCCUCUCUUAUCUCUCUCGCCUUCCUCUCUCUCUUCCUCAUCCUCCCCCUCUCUUCCGCCACGCCUCACCAUUACCACAAGGACCCAAAACAGCUACCGGACGCACGCCAUUCCGGGAAAAACCCAAAACAGUCACCGGUUUCCGGCUCCCCAGAAAUCCAACAGGCAUGCAAAGCCACCCGAUUCCCGGAUUCCUGCGAAAGCGGUCUCUCCCAAGCCGAUCUCCCAAACCCACCAAAACCCAUCGAUAUAAUCCUCGCAUCCAUCAAAAUCUCCACCGAAAACCUCAAAACCGCCCAAUCCAUGGCCAAAACCAUCCUCGAUUCCGCCUCCGGCAAUCCCAACAUGUCCAACGCCGCGCAGAACUGCCUCGAGGUUCUGGGCUACUCCCAAUACCGCAUCUCCCUCUCGUCAGCGUCCGGGAUCCUGCCACGCAGGGCCAAGGACGCAAGGGCCUGGAUGAGCGCUGCCGUCCUCUACCAGUACGACUGCUGGUCUGCCCUUAAGUACGUGAACACGACUCAGCGAGUCAACGACACGAUGGCGUUCCUCGACUCGCUGACCAAGCUGACCAGCAACGCCCUGAGCAUGAUCGUCUCCUACGAUCUGUUCGGUGACGAUACCGCUCUCUGGAAACCGCCCAUGACCGAGAGAUCUGGUUUCUGGGGGAGCAGCAACGGCGAUGGGGUAGGUUCCAGUUUCAGGGGCGGUUUUCCGUCUGGUCUAACGGCGGACGUUUCGGUCUGCCAGUCGGGGGAGGGUUGCUAUCGUACGGUGCAGAGUGCAGUGGACGCUGCACCAGAUAUCUUGAACGGUGGGCGCAGGUUUGUUAUCCAUAUAAAGGAGGGGGUUUAUGAUGAGAUCGUCAGGGUUCCGUUACAGAAGAGGAAUGUGGUCUUUUUGGGAGAUGGGAUGGGUAAAACCGUCAUUACCGGCAAGUUGAGUGCUCAGAUGGUCGGCGUUUCAACCUACAACACCGCUACCGUAGGAGUCAAUGGUGAUGGAUUCAUGGCACGUGAUCUGACGAUCGUGAACUCAGCGGGCCCAGAUGCCCACCAGGCCGUCGCAUUCCGGUCCGACAGCGAUCUUUCCAUCCUGGAGAACUGUGAAUUUUUAGGGCACCAAGACACUCUCUAUGCCCACUCCCUCCGCCAGUUCUACAAGUCAUGCCGCAUCGCCGGCACUGUCGAUUUCAUCUUCGGCAACUCGGCCACCAUUCUCCAGGACUGUCAGAUCCUUGUCCAGCCCCGACAGCUCUCGCCAGAGAAAGGCGAGAACAAUGCCGUGUCUGCUCAAGGCCGCACCGACCCUGCGCAAUCUACAGGCUUCGUUUUCCAGAACUGUGUGAUCAAUGGCACAGAUGACUACAUGACAUUGUACCUUAAGAAUCCAAAGGCACAUAAGAAUUACCUUGGGCGACCAUGGAAAGAGUAUUCAAGGACAGUUUUCAUUCAUUGCUACUUGGGGGCUCUGAUCAGGCCAGAAGGGUGGCUACCAUGGUCCGGCGAUUUCGCACUCUCCACAUUGUUCUACGGUGAGUUUGAGAAUGUGGGUCCCGGUGCAAACCCAUCGGCAAGGGUGAAAUGGAGCAAUCAGAUUCCAGGGGAGCAUGUUUCGGUGUAUUCAUUGGAGAAUUUCAUUCAAGGAGAUGAGUGGCUACCAUCAGCUCCUCCUCAGUAGAGCAAGGAAGAUGAGAGAGGCCUUUUAUAAUUUCAUUUUGUCAGGCAACUUUAAACCUAUAGAAGAGUAGAGUGGAAGUGGAGUAGAGUAGAAAAUCUUUUUUUUUUAGAGUCUACAAUCAAUCUUGUAAAGAAAUGGCCCUAAAUCAAUAUGUGUUGUUACAUGAUUUUCGGCCCCCCUUUGUGUCUAUGUUCUGUUGUAUGUAGACAUUAUCUGACACGUGCGACCACGUGUGUGUAGAGGGAGAGAGGUCGUUAAGAUCAAUGAUUUUUGUUUUUAAUGAAAUUAAUUAUAUGAAAUGGUAUGGUAAUGUGGAUCAUCACCACUCAAAGUUUUACUA
Molecule: messenger RNA, 2286 nt
Organism: Magnolia sinica
Lineage: Eukaryota; Viridiplantae; Streptophyta; Magnoliopsida; Magnoliales; Magnoliaceae
Product: probable pectinesterase/pectinesterase inhibitor 51
Exons: 2
Coding region: 183-1946 (587 amino acids)
Biological process (GO): cell wall modification
Molecular function (GO): pectinesterase activity; pectinesterase inhibitor activity
Source: RefSeq, a predicted model, not a curated record